AUGAGUAAGAGCAAAGUUCCCAUUUAUGUAGAUGCUAUUCAAACAAUUGCACAAGAUAUAGAUGCAGACUACGGGGCUUAUGUUUGCUUAGAAGCAACAAAGAAAAAAUCUGUUCAUAUGAACGAAGCGCGUUUAUCUGAACUAGAAGCAUCUUUUGAAGAGGCUAGAUCUUUGCAUCAAAAAAUUGUUGAAGCUCCUCCAGAAGAGUUGAAAGUGAAAUAUAUGGAGACUCUUACAUUUCACAAAUUAAAAGAAGUUUUUUUUUGUUAUUCGUCUGAAUUAAAGCAGCAGCUUACGGUUAUCGAGACUCAAAAUAGUUUUAAUAAAUCCAUAGGUGGUUCAAACGCUCCGUCGGUAGAAUUAAAGCUUCCCCACAUUAAAAUUCCAACCUUCGAUGGUUCUCUUAAAAUGUGGCCAGAAUUUAAAGGGCUAUUUGAAGGCUUGGUUAAUAAAAACACAUCGAUUUCUGAUGCUCAUAAGCUACAUUAUUUAAAAAGCAAUAUAACUGGUGAAGCCGCAAGAAUGCUGCGAAAUACAGAUACGAGUUUUGAGUCUGCAUGGGCGUUGUUGAUAAAAAGGUUUCAAAACAUUCGAUUAUUAAAGGAUAAUCAGUUUAAACUCCUUUUUGAUCAACCUAAAGUCACACAGGAAUCUUCUGAAGAUCUAAAAUUAUUAUUAGAUACAACAAACGAGUCAAAGCAAUCUCUUAAAAAUCUUGGUGUACCUGUAGAAUCAUGGGAAGACGUUCUUAUUUUCCAUACGGUACAAAAACUUCCAUUUACUACACGAGGGCUUUGGGAAUCUCAUAUUUCAACUCAUGUCGAUUAUCCAAAAUACAGUAUAUUGGAGGAUUUUAUUCUCAUGAGAUCCAGAACCUUGGAUAUCCUUGGACAAUCCUCAUCAGGUUUUCAUCCACAAAAACCAAAACCUAAAUCGUCGUCAAUUCGUGCACAUAACUCAACAAUUUUGAAUAAGUGUUCACUUUGUCAAGGUUUACAUUCAAUUCGAAAUUGCUUUAAAUUUAAGGCGUUCAAGAUUCAAAAAAGGCUUGAAUUCGCAAAGAAAAGAAAAUUGUGUUUAAAUUGUCUUUCAAGUGCACAUUUAACACAAAGUUGCACGAGCACUUUUACGUGUUCAACGUGCCAACAAAAGCACCAUUCAUUACUGCACACGCCAGAGCCAGUUAAUGCAAUGCCUGCUAGUGAACACGCUUCAACGGCAGCUGUUCUACAACCAACUCCACCAGCUUCCUCUUCCACCCAAAAUUCUCAAUCGGGAUCAUCAGAAAAACUUCCAUCCUCCAUCGAAAAUGCUUCAGCCUACAAUGCGUUUAUAGCCGAAAACACUCAAUCAGCUGUUCUUCUGGCUACGGCCCUCAUAAAGGUUAUGACACCUACAGGCCAACCGUUGCAACUGCGAGCACUAGUGGAUCCUGGAUCAGAAGCUUCCUUUAUAACUGAGUCUGCCGCUCAACUUUUAAAUAUGAAAAAGGAAAGGAGCUGUGCUAACAUUAUUGGUGUUGGCGAAACCACCACCAGCACUUCCAAAUAUAAAGUCACCUUCACCAUUUUAUCACGGGUAAAUGCAAACUUUAGUUUACAGCUUAAUGCCUUGGUCCUACCCAAACUAACAGCCUUGCUCCCUACGCAAAACAUAACAAACUCUAAUUGGAGUCAUCUUCAAAAUCUCACACUUGCGGACCCAUCUUUCAACAAAACAAAUAAGAUUGAUGUUUUACUGGGCAGUGAUGUUUAUCCGUUCAUUAUCCUUGAAGGCCUUAUCAAAGGAGAGCAGGGUUCCCCUAUAGCUCAAAAGACGGAACUAGGCUGGGUUCUUUCUGGGGGUAUUUCGUCAAAAAACAACUCAAAAAUAACAUCGCUCCACAUGAAAACUGAACCUCAAACUUUGGACAACUUAUUAGUUAAGUUUUGGGAACUUGAAAGGGUUCCUAAUCGGCAGCUGCUUUCUCCAGAAGAAGAGCAGUGUGAAACACAUUUUUGUAGAACCCAUCAACGCCAAUUAGACGGCAAGUAUAUGGUCCAACUUCCUUUUAAAGAAGUAGCACCGCCGUUGUUAGGGUGGUCUCAAAAGUCAGCAUUUGUUCGAUUUGUACAAUUGGAAAAAAGAUUCAAAGCGAAUGCAUCUUUCUGUGAGGAGUAUAAACGAGUAUUUAAUGAAUAUAAGGAUCUUAACCAUAUGACUGAAGUGGGGCCUACUGCAUUAUCUUCUCCUCAUUAUUUUCUUCCCCACCACGCAGUGAUGAAAGAAUCCAGCUCAACUACGAAGCUACGGAUUGUUUUUGAUGCGUCCUGUAAGACAUCAGACGGAACAUCUCUAAAUGAUCAUCUGUUUAUCGGCCCGAGAUUGCAAGAUGACAUCUUUGACCAUAUAUCUCGAUUUAGGAAACAUAAAAUUGCAUUUACCGCCGACAUUAAUAAAAUGUAUAGGCAAAUUUGGGUUACGCCAAAUGAUUCCUUGUAUCAACUUAUUUUAUGGCGAGACCUAGAAGGGGAUGGGGUUAAGAUAUACCGCCUUAACACGGUCACAUUCGGCACAGCUUCCGCACCGUAUUUAGCAAUUCGUACGCUUCAACAACUUGCAGCAGAUGAGCGAGAUGAUUACCCUAUUGCAUCGAAAAUAGCUUUGAAAAACUUUUAUGUGGAUGAUGUUAUUCACGGGGCAGACUCAGUAGCCGAGGCCUUGGAAAUGCAGUCUCAACUUAUAACAAUGUUGAAACAUGGAGGUUUUCCGUUACGAAAGUGGGCGAGCAACUGUGAGAUGCUACUGACAUCUGUUCCAGAGGAGGACAGGGAAAUACAAGUUCCACUUUCUUUCAGAGAAGAAGAUGCAAUAAAAGCGCUUGGAAUACAGUGGCAUCCGGCGAAGGAUAUUUUUACGUUCAAGAUCGCUCUUCAAGAUCUUAAGACUACUACAAAACGGAGUAUCCUGUCCGAUCUUGCACGUCUUUACGAUCCAAUGGGAUGGAUAGCACCCUGCGUCAUCGUUGGCAAGAUAUUAAUGCAAGACAUCUGGAAGGAAAAACACACCUGGGAUUCUGAACUCCCAGCAACAAUCGUUUCUGCGUGGCAUAAACUGAAGAUGGAACUAAAUGCUUUAAAGGCCAUUGAGAUUCCCCGCUGGAUCAACUUCACCAAGGAGUCAAAGAUUGAGGUCCAUGGAUUCUGCGAUGCCUCCGAAAAGGCAUAUGCUGCAGCAAUCUACCUUCGAAUAACCACUGGAAUAAAAAUUUACACAAACCUUAUCUUGGCAAAAACAAGAGUGGCACCUUUAAAAAAUAAGUCCAUAGCUAGGUUGGAACUUUGUGGAGCCUUGCUAUUAGCACAGCUUUUGGUCCAUACUGUAAAGACGAUGGAGCUUCAAUCGUCAAAAAUAUUUGCUUGGUGUGAUUCUCAAAUCACACUUGCAUGGAUCAAAAGUGCACCCUACAUAAGGACCACAUUUGUAGCCAACAGAGUGGCAGAAAUUCAGGAACUUACUGAUCCUCAGCGUUGGAACUACGUUCCAUCUAAGAAAAAUCCAGCGGACAUUGCAUCCAGAGGAGUUUCUCCCAAUGAACUCGUAGAAAACCAUCAAUGGUGGUAUGGGCCCGCAUUUUUACAGGGGUUUGAUGAACAACUUCAUCUUUCAUCCGAAAUAAAAUCUACCGACCUUGAGACCAAAGCGUCGGAGAUAUCAAAAACCAAAAAUGAUUUGAUCGCAUCUGGGUAUCCCAUUAUAAAUAUUUUUCAGCUCUGCGUCCACUUCACGUGUUUCGAAACAAAUCAACCGCUAUUUGAACGCUUUUCCUCCUUGAAUCGUCUCUAUAGAGCUGCUGCGUAUUGGCGUCGCUAUCUUACCAACUUAAAAUUUAAGGCAAAGAAUAUAACAACUCGCAUAUCUGGACCACUUUCAGUGGAUGAAAUAUCUUCUGCUCGAACGCGAUUGAUUGUUUAUGUCCAGAAAGAGUUUUUUGCCGAAGACAUUUCAAGGCUUACAAAAGGUGAUACAGUUUCUAAAAGGAGCAAACUGGCAAGACUUUCACCAAUCGUCGAUGAGAAAGGAAUUCUUCGAGUUGGAGGUCGAUUGGAAAACGCUGAUUUACCCUAUUCACAGCGACAUCCAAUAAUUUUACCUUCGCAAGGUUUUUUAACGUCGCUUAUCGUUCAUGACACUCACAUGAAGUUACUACAUGGAGGUCAGCAAUUAAUGAUGGCAAUACUUCGUACUGAGUACUGGAUUGUGCACCUAAAAUCGACUGUUAAAAAAUGUAUUCACAAAUGUUUGAAAUGCUACAGGUUUACGGCAACUGAGAUGCAGCAGCAGCAUUUAAUGGAUACUAAAAUAUUUGAUUUGAAGAAAGCGAUGUGUACUUUGAAGGAUCGGAUUCAGUACAUGCCAAUAUUGCCAACUGAUUCCAAUGAACCUUCCAGUGCUUCCAACGUAAUAUUACCAUCUGAAGCUGAUUCGGAUGAGGAUGAACAGGAGGAAAAGGAGCCUGAUAUUUGGACACCUGCUCAUGGAAGAUCGUUGAAAAAUUUUCAUUCUGAGGAGACUUCAGAGUCUGUUGUAGAUUUCAGUGAUAGAAAAGAACCCUUUGACUUUUUUCCCUUAUGGUGA
Molecule: messenger RNA, 4617 nt
Organism: Eupeodes corollae
Lineage: Eukaryota; Metazoa; Arthropoda; Insecta; Diptera; Syrphidae
Exons: 2
Coding region: 1-4617 (1538 amino acids)
Biological process (GO): proteolysis
Molecular function (GO): aspartic-type endopeptidase activity
Source: RefSeq, a predicted model, not a curated record